Messenger RNA from Pezoporus occidentalis (night parrot), 2220 nucleotides. Its product is annotated as keratin, type II cytoskeletal cochleal. Gene Ontology annotation, molecular function: structural constituent of skin epidermis. The transcript has 9 exons. Lineage: Eukaryota; Metazoa; Chordata; Aves; Psittaciformes; Psittacidae. Gene Ontology annotation, biological process: intermediate filament organization; keratinization. The record is from RefSeq and is a predicted model, not a curated record. Gene Ontology annotation, cellular component: keratin filament. Bases 158 to 1657 code for a protein of 499 amino acids.
CAGUAAAACGAUUCCUCUCCUGCCCUCGGGCCAAGCCCCGCUCUCCUAACGGAUAAAAGGGGAGGCGGCCGCCGCGCCGCUCACUCUCUCCCUGCGCUCCAGCUCCGCUUCCCUGAGCCCCGAGGCCUUGGGUACCGCCGGCCCCCUCGGAGCAGCCAUGUCCCGCUCUGUGAGCUUCAGCUCCCGCUCUGCCGCCGGCCCUGGCAUCAGCCACGUGCGGGUCAGCACCGUCUCCUCCACCCGCGGGCUCGGAGGCGGCUCCGGCUUCAGCCGGGCUGGGGGCUUCGGCAGCUCCAGCCUCUACAGCCUGGGCUCCGGCAGCAAGCGGGUGUCCCUCGGGGGGGGCAGCUCCUACAGCGUUCGCUCUGGCUACGGCUUUGGGGGCAUGGGGCUCGCUGGGGCGCCCGGCUCCGGCAGCAUCCAGGAGGUCACCAUCAACCAGAACCUCCUGACGCCCCUGAACCUGGAGAUCGACCCCAACAUCCAGCGGGUGCGCAAGGAGGAGAAGGAGCAGAUCAAGACCCUCAACAACAGAUUCGCCUCCUUCAUCGACAAGGUCCGCUUCCUGGAGCAGCAAAACAAGAUGCUGGAGACCAAAUGGAGCCUCCUCCAGGACCAGAAAACCACCCGCAGUAACAUUGCCCCCAUGUUUGAGACGUACAUCAGCAACCUGCGGCGGCAGCUCGACGGGCUCUUGAAUGACAAAGGGCGUUUGGAGGGCGAGCUCAGGAACAUGCAGGAUCUUGUUGAGGAUUUCAAGACCAAGUAUGAGGAUGAGAUCAACAAGCGCACGGCAGCAGAGAAUGAAUUUGUGGUGCUCAAGAAGGACGUGGAUGCUGCCUACAUGAACAAGGUGGAGCUGGAGGCCAAGGUGGAUGCGCUCACGGACGAGAUUAACUUCCUGAGGUCCCUCUAUGAAGCAGAACUCCAAGAGCUGCAAGCCAAGAUCUCUGACACCUCAGUGGUGCUGUCUAUGGAUAACAGCCGAAACCUGGACCUGGACAGCAUCAUUGCAGAGGUCAAAGCGCAGUAUGAGGAGAUUGCCAACAGGAGCCGGGCGGAGGCUGAGUCCUGGUACCAGAGCAAGUACGAGGCCCUGCAGGUCACCGCAGGGAAGCACGGGGAUGACCUGCGCAACACCAAGAACGAGAUCGUGGAGAUCAACCGCGUGAUCCAGAGGCUGCAGGCGGAGAUCGAAAACGCAAAGGCCCAGCGUGCCAAGCUGGAGGCAGCCAUCGCCGAGGCUGAGGAACGCGGGGAGCUGGCCCUCAAGGAUGCCAGGGCCAAGCUGGAGGAGCUGGAGGCAGCCCUGCAGAAGGCCAAGCAGGACAUGGCCCGGCAGCUCCGUGAGUACCAGGAGCUCAUGAACGUCAAACUGGCCCUGGACAUCGAGAUCGCGACCUACAGGAAGCUGCUGGAGGGAGAGGAGAGCAGGUUGGCAGGUGAUGGAGUUGGCAGCGUCAACAUCUCCGUGGUCAGCUCCAGCGGUGGAGGUGGCUUUGCCAGUUCCAGUGGAUUGCUGGGAGGAGGACUCGGAGGAGGCCUCAGCCUGGGCUCAGGAAUGGGCAGCGGAGCCCUCGGCUUCUCCUCCGGGGGUGCCACCAAGUCCUACACUGUCACCACGACCUCGUCCAGCAGGAGAAGCUUCCGGAAGUAACGCCGGGAGUGGAGAGCAGCGGUACCCGUUCCAUGGGAGGGGGGGAAACCACAGACAGCAAAGUCUUUGUUGCCUUCCUAGGACAAACUGGCUGCAGAAUUCCAGCAGUGGUGAAGGAACUGGAGUGAGAAACACCAGUGCCUGCCCCGGCCACGUCACCCCAGGCUUGAUCCUGCACUCCUGAACUUGGUGGGAACCAUUCCACGGAGAGCAGGUUCAAGCCUGUAGGGUGAAAGUCAUCCGGUGAGGCAGGCGGGAUAACGCUUUUGUUACUUGUGUGCUCGGUACCCCCUGCUCAGGGCUGGAUUUCACCCUUUGAAUGGCAAAGCAAUCGUUUGAGUGGCAAGGAAUUCCGCACUCGUGCUGUGGGUUUGGAAAAGACACCAGGAGAUUAUCUGCUUUGUAAUAGGAUUGGGAGCAUUUCAUUCCCUUGGGCUCCUCAGAACAGCUCAACCCGUGCUGAGAUUGCAGCCUGGGUUGGUUUUGUUCACGUUCACCAAGAGGAGAACAGUGAAACUGCUUUGGGGUUCCCUUUUCUUUGGAAAUGGCUCAGAUGUGGAGCU